Symbiodinium sp. CCMP2456 is the source of this 1500-nucleotide messenger RNA. The record is from the annotation of a GenBank genome assembly. NCBI's taxonomy places the organism in Eukaryota, Dinophyceae, Suessiales, Symbiodiniaceae.
AUGAGCUGGAUGUGGGUGUCGAAGACACUCGCAGCCCUGCUGCUGGCAUGUUCGCCGUGUGCAGUCGGAGGAACCUGUCCACUAUCAGGUUCUCGUGCAUCUCCAGCAAACAUCUUGCCACCAAAUGCAGAGCCAGAAAGUGGUUCGGUGCUGAUGUUGUACAAGGGCUGGAACGUCAGCAACCUCUCCAUCGAGCGCAUCGAGGAGACAGAGGAGGCUUCCGGGUACCUGAGUCUGGUCUUUGACGGGCCGGAGGGCGGCGGUUCAUUGCAGGCUGGCGAGAGCUUUUCAGAUAUGGACGAAUACGUGCUGCGUCGGAUUCGCAUCUCCAUGCCCAGCGAGCACACGUUGCUGAACCGACGUUUGCCUUUAGAGGUGCAGCUCUGGCACGAGCCAGCAGUUCAUCGGGACAUCAGCCGGCUCAUCACAGCUCGAGCGAAGGUGCAGCAGAUGUUGCGAAGGUUCCACGGCCUCAUACGUGACUGGCAGUUUCAACUCAAGCGGCAAGAGGAUCCAUCUGCAACGAAUGCUUCCUUUCCGAACUUGCAGACCGAAAGAGACUGGGCCGAAGCUGUGCGACGUGACAGCAUUCAGGAUGGGGAGGCGCUAAUGGAGCAUGCUAGCCAGCUGCGGCGUCAGAUCGCUAAGAUUGAUGAAGAGGUCGAGGUGCUGAACGAAAGGCUGCAACGGCCACAAUCGGCGCGCAUGGUCGCACUCUCGCUUCUGUAUGCCGCGCCGCAUGAUGCAGUGUUUGCUGCUUCGGGCCACUUCCUACGUUGGCUGACCUUGGCCAUCAAGCGCAACGAGGAACGACCACAGCCAGCAAAGCGAAACAAGGCAGCAUUGCAAGCUGAAGUUCAGCAGCUCCAACAGCGCCUUCACCAAAUGCAAGCGGAAAAGAAGGACGAAUUGGAUGGCCGAGGGGCGGAGCGACAACUGCAGACCAGUCAUGAUGAUCAAACUCUCCAGGAUCAACAUCUCGAGGUCUUUCACUUCGAGGAGUUCCGUACGUUUGGCAAGGACUCAGUCAGAGCCCUUCCGUUGACAGCUUUGGCAUACGAUGGCAGCUUCACCAGGCCGCCCUGCACUCCAGUUGUGCGCUGGUACCUUGUGAGCGAGCCACAAGCAGCUUCAGCCAAGGAUAUGUUGGGCUUGGCUGAAGUUGUGUUGGGCGAAGCCCACCGCGGCCCGGCUUGCCAACGAGUCCAAGGCUUGGAGGUUUGCCACGAGGGCAUCAGUGCAUCUGAUGGAGUGUGGUGGAGCGGCCCGAUCAAGGAAGUCCCGGAGUCUGGAACAAGAUUCCCUGACCAACUCAUGCACACAGUCUCGCUGGGGUUUGGCUCUUUCCACAAGCCCAAAGAGACACACCUCAGCUCGCAGCUGGUUUCACGUCUCCCAUGGCUUUAUGUUCAAGCUUGCUGCGCUGUCCUCCUGCUGUGCUCCAUCGCCAUGCUGGGAGCGACAUGCUCCAUGUGGUCGCACCAAUGUUGUGAUCUCUGA